Molecule: messenger RNA, 4834 nt
Organism: Salvelinus fontinalis (brook trout)
Lineage: Eukaryota; Metazoa; Chordata; Actinopteri; Salmoniformes; Salmonidae
Product: synaptopodin 2-like protein
Exons: 5
Coding region: 139-4017 (1292 amino acids)
Biological process (GO): positive regulation of actin filament bundle assembly
Cellular component (GO): actin cytoskeleton; nucleus; Z disc
Molecular function (GO): actin binding
Source: RefSeq, a predicted model, not a curated record
UCUGGGUGGAGGGGGCUGGGUCACAGAGGAAGUAUGUCAGACCAGAGAGACAGCACAUACACAGAGCAGUCGGAAGAACCAGAGAGACAUACACUUUGUGUGCAGUGUUGUUUAGUGUGUGUGUGUUAUUGAGUAGUGAUGGUAGCAGAGGAGGUGGUGAUCACUCUCUCAGGAGGGGCUCCAUGGGGCUUCAGACUGCAAGGAGGAGCAGAGCACCAAACACCACUGCAGGUGUCCAAGGUGCGACGGCGCAGUAAGGCAUGCAGGGCUGGCCUGAGGGAGGAGGAUGAGUUGGUUGCCAUUGGCGACCGUGUGUGUGCCGAGCUCAGCCACGCUCAGGCCAUGACCCUCAUCGAUUCCCACCGGCACACACUCAACCUCAGGAUCAAGAGGUCUAGGUCUGGGGUCCACACUGUGGCCGUGUCGGGUCGUACACCUACACAUAUAGCUACACACACAUACACACCGACACACCCAGUUCUCUCCCCCACUGACGGGCCAGCCUGCCUCACCAUCACCUCCCCCCCUGACAGUGAGGCCUACUAUGGAGAGACGGACAGUGACGCGGACACACACACACACACACACCGCCGUCAGCGACGCACACCUCCACAUACACGCUCUCCUGGUCGCCAGCAGCAGGAGGAGGAGACCUCGGAGUUGAGCGGGUAUGAGAGCGCUCCAGAUGGAGGGGUUUCCCUGCAGGGGCCCUGGGAGCAACUACCCACAUUUGGAAACGGGGUGAUCCAACAGUGGGAGCAACCAACAGGAUUGGGAACAGGGGGGUUUCAACUUGGAGUACCACGCAGGGAGGUGGUCUACCAACCCCAACCCCCCCAGUCCCAGCCAGAGUGGACCCACCCAGCCCAGCCCGUCCCACAUCCUGAGCAGGGGGAGCCGACGGGGGGAAGAGAGGCGGAGGGAGAGGGAGACAGUGGUUUCCAGGAGGCAGGGUUGUGUGUGGGUCUGGCCUGCUCACCCCUGGUGUCUCCAGAGCGGGCUAAAGGAGCCAUGAUGCUGGGCUCCAGCCGACAGAUGGUUCCCAUGGUGGGUGCCCAGCUGACCCCAGUCAGUGAUGAUCUAUCUACCACGUACAAGGACAAGGCCAGGCAAGCCAAGCUGCAGAGAGGAGAGAGUGUGGUAGAGAAGCAGGUGAAAGAGGCUCGUACUAAAUGUCGUUCCAUCGCCUCCCUGCUCACCGACGCUCCGUACUCCAACUCCAAAGGGGUUCUCAUGUUCAAGAAGAGACGCCAGCGUGCCAAGAAGUACACCCUCACCUGUUUCGGCCGCGCGGAGGGGGAGGUGGGUCCUGAGACUGGGGGAGAGACGGAGGGAGAGGAGGAGGAGGGGAUUUCCUUCCUCUCGGGUUCAGAGGUGGAUGAAGAGGGCUUCGCUGGAACCUUUGACCCCACCUGGGACAGCGGAUACCUGGACCUGCUGGAUAGGAGGAGCUCCGCCUGUCCAUCCACCUAUAACUCAAGGUCCCAAACACCAACCAAUCAGAGCUCAGGGUUGGAUUCCUCGGCUUACCAGAGCCCAGAGAUGAAUGUGUCAAUCAAUCAGGGCUCUGUGACGAAUGCCCCGGCCUAUCAGAGCCCAGGGCUGGACUCCAUUGCCUAUCAGGGGAAAGAGACAGAGCAGUAUGAGCAGCAAAGGAAAAUGGCCACCCAUGUCGCCCCGGCCGCAGGUUUGUCAAACGGGGGCCCUGUAGGGGUGAGUCGGGCCAGUGUGGUUCUGACCCCCCCCUCUCACACACCUAUCCUCCAGCCUGACCUAAACCCUAACUUUAACCCGCCUGGAGGGAUCCAUAACCGCACGGCAUGCCCCUUCACCUCAGGCCUCGCCCCAUCUCGCCCUCCAGCCACCCCUGUCAUCUUUCGACCCGGCCAGCCCACUCCUGCCGUAACAAUGGUUUCCAAACCCACCUCUGCGGUAUCCAUGGUGACCAUUGCCCCUCCUCGCCCUUCAGGGGGGCCCCAGGCAAGGAGAGCGGUCUCCAGUACCUCUCUCUACAUCCCCCCUAGACCUGCUGCAGCUAUCCUCUCUCCUCCUCCCUCUUUGGCCUCAGCUCCCUUCUCUCUUACCUACACUCCCUCUCAACCUUUCACUCCUCCCUCUGUCCAUACUGCCACCUUCUCUCCCUCUUCUGCCCCCUAUUCUCUUCCUAAUCAUCCUCCUCAACCCACCCAACACUUCUGCUCCUUGACUGCUCCUCAACCUUUCUCCCCACCUCCUCCUGCCCCCACUCAACACUUCUCUGCUCCUCCUCGACAACCUUUCUCUCCACCUCCUCCUGCCCCCACUCAACACUUCUCUGCUCCUCCUCGACAACCUUUCUCUCCACCUCCUCCUGCCCCCACUCAACACUUCUCUGCUCCUCCUCGACAACCUUUCUCUCCACCUCCUCCUGCCCCCACUCAACACUUCUCUGCUCCUCCUCGACAACCUUUCUCUCCACCUCCUCCUGCCCCCACUCAACACUUCUCUGCUCCUCCUCAACAACCUUUCUCUCCUCCUCCUGACGCCCCAGUCUAUCCAUCCUCUGCUGUGGCUGCCCAGCCUUUCUCUGCUCCUCCUUCUCUUAAUCAAUCCUUCUCUCCUUCCUAUCCCACACCUUACUCUCAGCCACCCCCCCUUGCUCAGACCCAACCCCCUCCUCCCCUGACCUUCAACCCCUAUGUUGCCAUAGCGACCCCCUCCACUGCCCAGCCCCCAUCCUCUGAUUCGCUGUCCUCCCGUGAACAGCGUAUCGCUGUCCCCGCCUCCAGAACAGGCAUACUUGCGGAGGCACGUCGUCGCAGCAACAAGAAGCCCAUGUUCCGUCCGUCUGUGGAGAACAAGAAGGAUGUGUCUCCCAACCCGGCCCUGCUCGAACUGCUCCAAAACCCGGACGCACCAACCAGGAUGGGUCCACGCCCCGGUCCCGGUCCCGGUCCCGGCUCCAUGGGGCCUAGUGGAGGAGUGGGAGGUGUGGAGACUGGAGGUGAGUCUGGCCCUGAAGAGGACUGGUUGAGGCUGGGGGCUGAGGCCUGUAACUUCAUGCAGGCCCGGAAAGGCCCCAAGCCCCCUCCUGUGGCCCCUAAAACGCAGGGCCCUCCACAGAUACCCCAGUUAGCGGGGAAGGGGGGUCAGCUGUUCGCCCGUAGGCAGAGCAGGAUGGAUCGCUUUGUGGUGGAAAGCACCCCCUCCUCACCCCAACCCUCUCUCGGCCACCCCCGCCAGCCCUCUCCCACCCCCUCCCUCCCCUCUCAAUUCAGAUACUCCUCCAGCUGCAGAGCCCCCCCUCCCAUCAGCUACAACCCCCUCCUCUCCCCCUCCUGCCCUCCCCAGGCCCAGCGCCAGAGGGCGGGGGUUGCAGGGCAGGGUGGGAGACCAGCGGGGCAAAAAGACGCUCCUGGGGGUCAGAAGGCUCAAGGCAUCAAGGCUCUGGACUUUAUGAGUCACCAGCCCUACCAGCUAAACUCCUCCCUCUUCAGUUACGGGGGCGGGACUCCCCAGCAAGCACAGGCCUAUCAACAGCAGACUGGCGGCUCCUACGGGCCAAUCAAGACGCCACGUGUGUAUGAGAUCAAGCGCUUCUCCACGCCACCUCCCACAGGCCCCUCUCCUACGAUCAUUGUCCCACGGUCAGCAACCACACUGGGAGAACCGCUGUGGAGGUCUGAUAUCAUUUCCCCUCUGCCCACAGCCACUUCCUGCUACCAAUCCCCCUCUAACACCCCCUACCAGCUUCAGUCCCAGUGGGUCCCUCCUCCUCCAGCCCCCACCGCCCCCCUCCCUCAGCUCCCUAGCUUCCCCUCUGCCCAUGUCCCUAACCCUCACCCCUACCCCUCCGAGCCCCACGCCCCUCAACAGGGUAACAGGCAAUUUAAGAGCGCCCCUGAUCUCAGUCCUCCUGCCCACACCCCACCUCGCCCCGCCUCCACCAAGCCCUCCAGAGUGCCUUGCCCCAGAUUCAGCACCUCUAACCUGGGUCUGCAACCCAGUGUCUGGCGCCCCGGAUCCACCACGCACUGAGGUUGCAGGUCAUGAAUUGGCACGAAAUGACAGGAAUAUAAAUCCCCCCACAUUCUGUUGUGAUUUUGGUUUUUGGUCUUUGUCACGUCAAAUAAGAUGUUAGUUUGGUGCAUUGCAGGAUUUGAUUGAUUUCUUGUUUGGGCACUAUUGCAACUCUUGGAUCACACCACGCAUUUCAUCAUUUUUCUUCUUAUGAUCAUUUGACCACCUCUGUUUCGCUUCGUAAAAAAUAUUGUCUGAUGUAUAGUCGAUACAUGUUGUUGAUAUAGUUGAUAUGUAUAAAUAUAUGAAUGUAAAAUAAGUAUUUAAUGACAAUCAGAAAGAUAAAAAAGUGAUCUAAAAUAAGAAAGACAUGGACAGGGAGAGAAAAUGGGGCACGAUGUGAAGUUUAAGAAAGUUUAUUUAAAGUGAUGGGGUCGACAGAAUGAAGGUGAAAAUAAAGAAUGAAGUUGAGCGAUAAACUGAUACAUGGAGGAUGUGCUAAAGACAAGCCUGUGGAACGAGAGAGCGAGGGAGGAGGGAGAGGAGGGAUUAGAGGAGAGGAAAUAAGAGUCCUCUCUAAGAGACAAACUGUUCGGUAAUAUGCUAAUCUGUUAAAGACUAGGAUGGACUAUAUGCCUGCUGUGUGCUGCCAUUGUGGCUUUAGCUUGGCGGGCUAACACCAUCUCGUGGAUUGAAGACGGCCCAGUUGGUCACAUAAAGGCCUGAAUCUGAAAUAGAGAUCUGACUCCGUUACAACUAUAUUGUACUUAUUAUUGUCAUGAUUAUUGUGAUUAUAUUCUUAUUCUGAAUAUUAUAAAAUAGACCGUUUUUUUUG